UUUCAGGUGGGUGGAGCUCAGAGAGAGAAAGAAAGAGGAGUGAAACAGAGCGAAGGAAAGAGAGAUAACCAGUGCGGGGGGUAAGUUACUGGGAGCGGUAGAGUGAGAACAGAGAAACAGGUUAGAAAUAAUUGUUUAUAUCAGUAUUAGAGCUACAAACUUCAGGAACCAGUCAGCUUGUACUCUUCACUUUCCUCAUCUUCCUCCCUCUCUACCCUGAAACUCUGGAGCAGAGAGGCUUAGCUGGGUGUGUUGUGUUUGUCUGUCAGGAAUCAGACCAGCAGGUUGGGUCCCAUUCUGGACCUCGCCUCGGUGAAGGUGUCCUCCAUGUGUGUCUGGAGAGGCUCAGACAGCUGGAGCUGUGGCUGCAGGAAUCCCAGAGGAGCCUUCAAGCUGCCGGUGUUGCCGGUGUAGCAACCAUGCAAGACAGCGUGGAACAACAACUACUUACCUGUCAGGAGAUGUAUCUGGAGAUUGAGCAGAAGGUAGCCAGCUUGUCAGCUCUCAGUCAAACCGCUGACCAGCAGCACCAGCAGAGUGAACUGGGAGCUGCGGGAUCCCAGCAGGAGGCAGCUCAGCUUCUUGGCACCAGGCUGGAACUCCUGAAGAACAACCUGGUGUCCUUUCAGCAGCUGCUACAGAACAGACAAGAAGAGGAGAGGAUGAGCAGCAACAAAGGGCCCCAGGAGCAGCAUUCAGUUUCUCAGGCAGAUUACCAGCCUGAGUCUAAAGUGAGGCGCAGCAACAGUGUUCAAGAGAUCUUCUCAUCACCUAAAAACAAACUUCUCAGACAGAGCAGCCUGCAGCAGCAAAAGGAGCUGGAGCACGAGCUUAGUGAACAAAGAGGACUAACUCAGGCCAUCGCCAGGCAUGGCAGCAGAGCGCUGCUUUACAGCCAGGAGGACCACAGCCAGCUCUCACUAAGGUCGCCUCCUGCUGCGGCUGAUGAGGAGGAGGACUCGGCUCAGAAGAAGUGGGAUCACCUUCACAGUCAGCUGCUGACUUUGGAGGAGAGCUGGCUGCUUCCUCCCUCCGAGGUGACAGACUCAUCUGUGAAGCGUAGCAAUGGAACAGCAGGAUGCAUGAUUGCUACAAAAAACCUGAAAGAGCUCCAGACCUGCAUCAGCCAUCUUAGAGAGCUGGGACACACAUCUGCAGAGCUUCUGAAUCAGGCCUGCCCUGCUGAGGGAACCCAUCAGACCCUUGAUGAAGGUUUGUUUCAUGUAUUGCAUGGAGCAUCCCUGUGCCUGGACUCCAUGAAAAGCAUGCUGUGCUCACCUGUUCUGGUGACAGAUGAAGAAGAACCCCAGCUAAGGCUGCUUCACCUACGGAGUCUCUCAGCAGAGCUUGUCACCCUUGGCAGUGAGCUUGUUUCUCAGGGGUCAAAGGUCAGCAAUGUAUUGGGGUCAAAGUGUGGUCAGCAGUGCGUUGAUGAUCUGUGCAGACUACUUCCUGUGGUCGAGAUCGCGCUGGCCAGCAGAGAGAAGCAGCUCAGGAUCCUGCAGGAGGACAGUGCAGAGAAACAGGCUGCUGCUCAGAUCCAAGAGUCUCUGCAGCAGCAGGUCGAGCAGGUCAACUCCGUACUGGAGGAGGCUGCCCAACACAAUCUGCCUGCCUCUCUCAUCCACCAGGCCACACAGCUGCAGGGUGAGUUGGAUACAGUAGUGGGUGGUGUCCGUUCCCACUGUGAGGAGCUGAAGAGUGGCGUGGAACUGCAGAAGCAAUAUGAGCAGCUGGUCCACAGCUUUGAGGACCUGCUCAGUCUGGGCUCUGACAGUUUCACUCAGCAGCCUGACACAGCGCUCCAGAGCAGGGCCCAGCUCCAGAAGAAGCUAAGCAGUCAUAUGAGGUUUUUCCAGUUCCUGGGUGAUCACUUUGAAAUCCUGAGGUACCUGACCAAUAGAGUCCCAGAUAUGCCCCUAGAAAAAUGGGAGGGCACAAUAAAGGGUCUGCAGGACCAGGUGGCUCGACUGCAGCAGGAUGGACUGGAGAAAGGGACCAAGAUGCAGGAAACAUUAGAGAUGUGGUCACAAUGGGAGAAGGACAGUGCAUGGUCCAACUCUUUGAUGAGAAGUAUUGAGACAUCAUUUCCCAAGAUCCCUGAGGGAUCUGAGCAGGAAUCAGAGAAGCCUCUCAGCUACAAGGAGCUGCAUCGCAUUUUGGAGGAGAAUGAAGCGCGGGUCAGUCAGAUGCUGGAGAGAGGCCGGCGACUGCAGAGAGCGGGUUGUAGUGGAGUGGGUGUGUCUGUCUGUAAACUGGAGGCUCGCUGGAGAUCUUUGCACAAGAGGCUGGAACAUGAACGCACCAGCUUUGACAAAGAAAGGAAACUGAAGAGCAGGUUUCGUCACAACUCUGCCACGCUGUCUCAGUGGAUGGAUGAGGCUAGACAGCGGAUUGAUAGAUGGAGUGAGCUCAGUGAGGAGAUGGAUGUUGAACAGAGGCGUGAGCUCUACCUCCAGUCUGUGGCUUUGACCAAAGAGUUGGAAGCCAAAUCUGAAGUAAAGGUGGCAGUGACCGGUUCUUCGUCCCAGCUGCUGCAGCUGAGGGAACCACACUCAGAUAGAGAUCCUGAGGAUAAGGGGACUCCUCUGCCCAAGACUUCUGACAUAGAUAUGUGCUCCAUCAAUGCUCAGCUCAGACAGAUAGAGUUGGACUGGUCCAGUCUUCUCAUUGAUGUGCCUGUUAUCCAACAAACUCUGCAAAAGCGAUGGUUAGAGAUGGAGACACAGCAGGGGGCGCUGCUGGAGUUGCAGGCCUGGCUCGGAGCAGCUGAGUGUCAGUUGGAGGAGUACUGCAACAAAAUCAACAAAAACUCCUGCACCAACAAUGAUCUCACCCAGCUCCUGAAAUACUGCAAGGAGUCUCAGACAGAGAUGUGUGCACAUCAGAUUACAGUGGACUAUGUGAACCAGCCAUUACAGCCAAAUAGUACUGAGAAGGACCACAGGUUGCGCUACGAACAAAACCAGUAUGCAGAGGAGCAGGGUCGCCUCAACCAUCAGUGGCUCAGUUUGCAGGAAAAACUCAACUCUAAGAUUCAGGAGAUUGAACAGGAGUUGAGGAACAGAGUGGAGUGGGAUGCCCGACUGCAGCGGAUCAACAGCUGGAUCGCGGAUCAAAACCUCUGGAUGGACUCAGCUCAGACACCCAGCAGCCAGACGGAGCUACAGAGGAGCAACAGCGUCUGCCAGGAUCUUGAGGAGAAGAUUAUGCAGAAGUCUGCAGCUCUUCAGGAGCUGAUAGACAAAGUUGGUGGCAGACAAGAAAACAGGAGCUGCAAUUUUAUCUGUCAAAUAGAUAAAUCCAUCGAGGCCUGCACAGCUCUCACACAGAGGAACGACUCAGUAAAACAGAGGCUAACUCAGGCCCAGCUGUUAUGGAACAACAUGGAGGAGAAGCUGAGUCACAUGGUGCUGAAAACAGUGAGAGCAUCUCAGACUCUAGAGUAUUACCGUGGCCCCCGGCUCUCCCUGCAGGCACACACAGAUCUCCAUGAAAAGCUGCAGCUUCUUCAACAGGAGACAGAAGCCUCAGAGGUAGAGUGGGACAAACUUGGUCAGAACAUCCUCUCUCUUAGAGAUACCAUCAGUCCUGCUGCUGCUGCCAUCAUCAGCAAAUGUCUGGACAGGCAGAGAGACAGUUGGACUACAGUGACUGGAGCUCUGGGCCAGCAGCUCCAGAGAUGUCAGAAGGUCCUGACUGUGUGGCAGGUUUAUGAUAAGCGUGCUGGGUCUCUGACAGAGCAACUGCAGGCACUACAGAGUGAGGCCACAUCUGUGCUGAGCAGCACACCUGCACAGGACAACACAGUGGAGCUGUUCACUGUCAAGAUAGAAAAUGUUCAGAGUCUCUUGCAGAGGACAGACACCUUGCAGUCUGACCUGGAGGGGGUGCUGGAAGCCUCCAAGGACUUGAUUAGCCACCUGGAACCUUCAGCCGCCAGUCUGGUCCAAUCAGAGUGCCGCUUGUUGCCACGUGGUGUCCUGCAGCUCAGACAGCAGCUGUCUAGGAAGCUGGGCCACCUGCAGGAGGAGCUUAAGCAGGUGCAGGAGUUUGAAAAUGUGCUGGAGUCACUGGAGAGGAAUCUGGAGGUCUGGCAGCAGCGCCUGGAGGAUCCAGUUCUGAAGGCAGACCAGUCUGGCCUCAUGGAGCUGAGCGGCCUGUCUGCUGACCUCGAUGUGCUCAACGAGCGGAGCUGCAGUCUGACGCUGGAGGACGCUGCAGCACACCGCCUGCAAUUCCUCAACCGCCAUUGGGCCGAUGCCUACACCAGAGCUGAGGAGGCCUGCAGUGAGCUACAGACGGAGGUGCUGAGGCAGCAGAAGUUUGAGCAGAAGUGUGAAAGCUGGAUGUCGUUCCUGCAGAGGAUGGAGGACAGCCUGGCUGUAGACGUAGCGGGAUCGUACGACGGCCUCAGACAGCAGCUCUGUACUCACAAGCGCUUUCAGGCUGAGCUCUCCAUUGGUCACCAGAUCCUUCACUCAGUCAUCACUGAUGCUCUUCAUCUGCUGCAGAAAGGAGAGGUGGAGGGCAGGAGCGACUUCAUCCUAAAGCUGGCCCAGCUCAGAGAGCAGUGGCAGGGAGCAGUACAGCGGGCUGACCAGCGGCGCUCUUUGGUGGAGGGGUUGGUGAAGCACUGGCACCUGUACAGCCGCAGCCUGAGAAAGCUCCAGAGGUUCCUUGCGGACACGCAGACCCUGCUCCCCUCAGCCGGACUAACCUGCUGUAGCCUGCAGCAGCUCCGACGCUCCCUCCACGACCUGCAGCACACAGAGCUGUUGUUCCAGAGGUAUCAGAGCAGUUUCAUCAACACUCUGGAGGUGGGCCGUCAGCUGUUCUCCAUGGGGGACGAGGACACCCAGACUCAGCUUCAGACAGAUCUGGGGACACUGCAGGAGGAGUGGGACAGUCUUCACAGCUUGCUGUCCAAAAGACUGGAGCUCACCGAGGCUAUAAUCAAGAACUGGGAGCGCUGCGAGGCUGGGCUAACAGAUAGCAUGCUGCAGCUUAAAGACAUGAAGACCAGGCGGAACCAGACCAUGCCAGAGUGUGAUGACGACCUGGAGAGUGCAAAGCUCUACAAGAAGAACAAGAUCUCCCUGGAGGACUGGGCUGAGAGCCUGACGGAGCUGAGCAGCAUGAAGACGGAUCUGUCCCAGUACAUCAUUGCUGACGAUGUCCUGCUGCUGCAGGAGCAGGUGGAGCACCUGCACUGCCAGUGGGAGGAACUCUGCUUCAAGGUGUCCCUGCGUAAACAGGAGAUCGCAGACCGCCUGAACGCUUGGAUCAUCUUCAAUGAGAAGAACAAGGAGCUGUGUGAGUGGCUGACGCAAAUGGAGAACAAGGUGGCGCACAACUCCGAUCUCAACAUCGAGGAAAUGGUCGAGAAACUCAAGAAGGACUGUAUGGAGGAGAUCAACCUGUUCAGUGAGAAUAAAACACACCUAAAGAAGCUUGGAGAGCAGCUCAUCACAGCCAGCAACAAGACAAAGGAAACGGAGAUCAACGACAAGCUGAAGGAUGUCAACGACCGCUGGCAACAUCUGUUUGAUCACAUAGAGGCCAGGGUGAGGAAGCUGAAAGAGACGCUGGUGACGGUGCAGCAACUUGAUAAGAACAUGAGCAACCUGCGGACGUGGCUGUCCCGUAUUGAGGCAGAGCUAGCCAAGCCGGUGGUCUACAGCACCUGCCACAGUGAUGAGAUUCAGAGGAAACUAGCUGAACAGCAGGAUCUGCAGCGGGACAUCGAGCAGCACACAGAGAGUGUGGCCUCGGUGCUGACGUUAUGCGACGUCCUGCUCCACGAUGCCGAUGCCUGCGGCAGUGACUCAGAGAAUGACUCGAUCCAGCAGACCACCCUCAGCCUGGACCGCCGCUGGAGAAACAUCUGUGCCAUGUCCAUGGAGAGGAGGAUGAGAAUUGAGGAAACCUGGCGUCUCUGGUGUAAGUUCCUCGAUGACUACUCUCGCUUUGAACACUGGCUGAAGACGGCAGAACUGACGGCAGCCAGCCCCGACUCUGCCGACGUCCUCUACACCAGCGCCAAGGAGGAACUCAAGAAGUUUGAGGCGUUCCAGCGGCAGGUUCAUGAGCGCCUGACUCAGCUGGAGCUGGUCAACAAACAGUACCGCCGUCUGGCCCGAGAGAACCGCACCGACGCCGCCAGCAAACUUAAAGUCAUGGUCCACGAGGGGAACCAGCGGUGGGACAGCCUGCAGAGGAGGGUCGCUGCCGUGCUCCGCAGACUGAAGUAUUUUACGUCUCAAAGAGAAGACUUUGAGGGAACUCGUGAGGGGAUCCUCGUUUGGCUGACUGAAAUGGACCUUCAGCUCACCAAUGUGGAGCACUUCUCAGAGAGCGAUAUCGAAGAGAAAAUGAGAGAGCUAAACGGUUUUCAGCAGGAGAUUACCCUGAACACCAACAAAAUCGAUGCCCUGAUCGUAUUUGGGGAGAACCUGAUCCAGAAGAGUGCUCCUCUGGACGCUGUGCUUAUUGAGGAUGAGCUGGAGGAGCUCCACUCCUACUGCCAGGAGGUGUUUGGCAGGGUGGCUCGCUUCCAUCACCGCCUAGUGAAUAGACGUCCGGUUCUGGAAGAGGAGGAGGAGAGGGAGAUGUCAGACCGUGAACCAGACCGAGACGAUUCACCCGAUUUGACCCCGUCCUGGAUGGCGGAGAGGAGAAGGAAGGAGGUUGAUAUAGCUUCAGCAGUGGGAGGAGUUUCAGGUGGACCACAGGUGAUGUGCCACCUCCUGGUACCCCCUAUAGAGCGAUCAGGAAGAGAGACCCCCGUCAGUGUGGAUUCCAUCCCCCUAGAGUGGGAUCACACAGUCGACGUGGGGGGGUCAUCAUCCCAUGAGGACGACGAGGAUGCCACCUUCUUCAGCGCUCUGUCAGUGAAGUCAGUGACUGACACGCCUAGCUGGCACCUGCCUGGCUCCCCGGAGAGGAAACAGCUUCCUCGAGAUAUCAUCCAAGCCCUGAGCUCACUCCCUACACAUACAACCAGCACUCCCUUCCACCAGCAGGGCUAUGCGAAGCUAAUGUCAGAGUGCAGUGGCAGCAUCGACAGCGUGAAGAGAGUCAAACUCAUGCUGAACGAUGAGGAGGAGCUGGAGGAUGCAGGCCUGACCAGCAGCACGGCCAGCAAGCAAACCAGCACGGGUGUUAUCGAGCGCUGGGAGCUGCUACAAGCACAAAAAAACGCAGCAGAGAUCAAGCAGGACCUGGAACAGUGGCAGAAGCUCAACUCUGACCUCUCUGAUGUCACUUCCUGGCUUGGCAGGGUGCUGCCAGAGCUGGAGAGGCUGCAGAGAAUAGCACCGUCCACCAGCAUCCGAGACAUCGAGGUCAACAUCAGGAAACUCAAGGAGAUGCAGAAGAUUUUCAACAGCUACAAGUGUCUGAUGAUCUCCAUCAACCUGAGCAGCCGUCAUUUCCUGCGUGGCGACAGCACCGAGCUGCACGAGCAGCAGGAGGCCCUGGACUCAGCCAAUCACAGCUGGACUCAGGCCUGCAGCGGCCUGGAGAGCUGGGAGAGGAGCCUGCACUCUGCUGUCAUGCAGUGUCAGGAGUUUCACAAGACGCUACACUCGCUACUGCUGUGGCUCGCUCAGGCUGAGGACAAACUCCGCACAGUGAACGUCAACGACCGCUCGCACUCUGCACUCCUGCAGCACAGAGACACGCUCACAGCUCUGCAGGAGGAGCUGCGUGGCCGGCAACGGCGGGUUUCAUCACUGCAGGCAAUCUCCUCCCAACUUCUCCUGGAGGCCACUGGAGAGGACAGUGUAGAGGCCAAAGAGAAGGUCCACGUCAUCAGCAACAAGCUGCAUCUCCUGCUACGGCAGGUGGCUGCAGACCUGCGUACGCUGCAGGGAACAAUGGAAACCUGCUCCACCAGUUCUGAAGUAGAAAGCAUUGGUCUGGGAAAGCUCAGCUCACCGUUUCUGCAACAGGAGGAGGCUGGUCUGCAGGCAGCUACGGUCAGACAAUCGGCAACCAAAAGGGAGGAGAGACAGGACUCUUCCCCACAGCGACCCCUCUUCUACCGAGUUCUGCGAGCUGCCUUCCCCCUACACCUGCUCCUCUUCAUGCUCCUGGUUCUGGCCUGCCUGGUGCCUCUCUCUGAAGAGAACUACAGCUGUACACUGUCCAACAACUUUGCCCGAUCUUUCUACCCCAUGCUGCACUACACCAACGGCCCCCCACCCACAUGAUCACUGCCACACUUUGUGUCCACGUUCUCCUUAUAAAGGGAUAGUAGUGGGGAAAAAACAAAACAGCCAUAUAUUGGAGGUGAAAAUCCCGAAUAGACACCGUUAACAAUGUCACGGGUCAUGUACCUUCUCCCUCCCAUACAAAAAUGAAGCUCACAGCUCUUCAUGUCUGAAGGAAUCAUGUGUUCUUCACUCUAAACUUUAUUACUGUAUUAAAUUAUUUAUUUAUUUAUGCUCCUAAAUAAGAAGCCAUAUCACUGCUGUGUUUAAGUUGUGAUUUUUAUAUGUAGAUUUGCCAGCUGAUUCCCCGACUGAAACUAUUUCACACUUCAGAUUCAGACGGUGCAGAAGGAAAAAAGGCUACAAGAUUUAUUUUGAUAUCUUCUAUUUUGUAUAGUGCGGUAUGAGGGAUUAGAGGGUGGUUAUUACCAAAGCAACUGAAGAAAUUUGAGGAGUACACCAGCCAUUUUCUACCACUGCAGCUAUUUGUACCGAUUUUGUUUGUUUAGGGGGUUUCUUUAUGUUCGGGGGGGUGGGGCAGACACUUGUUAAAAGCACAUUUUGUACAGAAAGGAAAAGACGUGGGUUCUUUUUCUUAUUUGGCUUUUGAAAUAUUCAAAAUAUGAAAAAUUGUAAGAGUUUUUUUCUUGUAAAUAAUGGCAGUGACUCAUCAGCAGACAUGCCUUUGUGUAUCCAACAGAACAACCAUUCUUUUAACUCAUAAUGUUCCCAGAGUGUUUUUGAUGUUAUAAAUGAAUCUUGUAUAUAACAGCAAACUACUAAGAAAAAAGGGUAAAUUGUUGCUUUCAACUGUGCUAUUUAGCCGGGUUGUAAUUUAAAAACUCUUAAGUUAAUAUAUUGAAAAUUUGAUAAACAAACUUUUAAGAGUCAGUGUGAUGAAUAUUUUCCUAUGAUAUACGUGUGAUAUUUUAGCCGAUCACUCAACCUAAGAGUCACCUUGAUGCAGCUGUGGUUGCUGUUUCCUGACAAAGUUGCACAUUAACUGGCUGCAGCUAACUUUGUUCACCUGCUCUUUGGCCCUUUUUGCCUAAAAGAGCGAGCUGUAGGUUCACAGGUAGUUGGUGGGCUAGCCAGCGAUGCACAAAUACUUAAUUCCUCCUCUCAGGUGUCCCAUAGCUCAGACAGAUAAUUAACAUUGUUAUACUAAACAAUUUAAAUGAAUAUAAAAAUCUCACAGCUGUAGGAACAAAUUCUCUUCUAAAGGUAACUGCCAUUUUUACUGCUAAAAUAUUAUGGAGAGGGUAAAUAUUAUUGACAAAUUUGCUCAUGACAGUUUCCUCACAAAGUCGAUGUGCAGCUUUACAACAACAACAACCCCCAAAAGGCUAAAAACACAGGCUACAGAGCUGGUAGUUGACUGUGGUAUUGGGCCUAUAUGUGACUUUUUGUUUCAUGUAACCUCACCCAUGUAUUAUGAAAGGGAAUUUUAUAUUUAUUUUCAGCUCUAUUUAUCAUAAAUUGUACAGCUUUUUUUUUUUUUGAGGUUUGAGCAGGGCUAUCCAACUCGACCAAUGACAUGAAAGUCUGCAACGAUCACCCGUUAUUACGUACACAUGAGAUUUACCUGAAUUCUUUUUUGUUCCAGUGCAGAUGAACAGCGGGUCUCAAGAUCCACACGCAACAAUUUGAGUUGAACUUGAAUGUAAGAAAUCCUUUGAGAGGUGAAUGUAGCUGUGUCCAUGCACAAUCAAAGAUCAUUAAAUGUCUGUAAUUUACUGUUAAAGUUACUGAUAAAUGUUAUACAGAAGACUAUGAACAAUUCAAAACUGUACAUAAUUUCAGCCUCGGCACAAAAGUCUCACAGAACAGAAACAACAAAAGGUGUGUAAGUUUGAUUUAUUUUGUGAUCUCUUAUUUAUGGGACGUACUGUUUGUAAUUUUGAACUGACAAUAAACCAUGUUUGCCACGAUGUGCUGCUGCUGCUGCUGGUUGUGAGUUGACAGAAAAGGCAGGCGAAAAAAUCUGCAAGAUCUGACAUGAAUGUGUGCGGCGUGCACAGAGUGCCAACAGAAACAGUGUCAGAUUUGGGUGUGUGUUCAUGCGUGCACAGUCCACAAACAUCAGGAAAUAAAGCAGA
Molecule: messenger RNA, 10315 nt
Organism: Oreochromis niloticus (Nile tilapia)
Lineage: Eukaryota; Metazoa; Chordata; Actinopteri; Cichliformes; Cichlidae
Product: nesprin-2
Exons: 49
Coding region: 420-8216 (2598 amino acids)
Cellular component (GO): membrane
Molecular function (GO): protein binding
Source: RefSeq, a predicted model, not a curated record